This is a messenger RNA of Trypanosoma rangeli, 2754 nucleotides long. Its product is annotated as 4SNc-Tudor domain protein. Lineage: Eukaryota; Euglenozoa; Kinetoplastea; Trypanosomatida; Trypanosomatidae. The transcript has a single exon. The coding region runs from base 1 to 2754 and encodes 917 amino acids. The record is from RefSeq and is a predicted model, not a curated record. Gene Ontology annotation, cellular component: cytosol; RISC complex; nucleus. Gene Ontology annotation, biological process: mRNA catabolic process; regulatory ncRNA-mediated gene silencing. Gene Ontology annotation, molecular function: nuclease activity; RNA binding.
AUGUCCUACAUUGUUUUUGCAGUGGAUAGCGCCGAUCGACUGACGCUCCUCGGCCCUCCCACUCCUGAAGGUCCUAACCUAAAGCAAAUAGCGCUAAGCUUUAUUCAGGCCCCGAAACUUGCUCGUCGUGCAUCUAAUGCUGAGUUUGGACCUGAGGAUCCUUUUGCAUUUGAAGCGGCGGAAUUAAUGCGCACCACUUUUAUUGGAAAACCUGUAAAGUUUACUGAAGAUUAUGUAAUUGAUGCACUCCAACGACGUGCUGGACGCCUGAAACUUGCAAGCGGAGAAGAUGCCUCACUGCUUCUACUGCGGCAUGGAUUUGCCACCGUGCCGGAACGCAUCCCAGCCCGUAUGGAAAAGGCAUUAUUUAAGGAGUACUCUGCACUUAUGAAUGAGGCAAAGCUGGCAAGGAAGGGUGUUUUUGCUCCCGAUGCGGCAUCGCACACGCGGAAGCUUCGUGAUCUUACAGUGGACGAGACAACGAAGUUGGGGGAAAAGUUGAAGGGAAAAACUGUUCUUGUGCGCGUCGAACAGGUUCUUUUGCCGACCGUCUGCAUGGUCCUGGCGGAAAGUUUUCCUGACACACCCAUAGCGGUUCAUAUGCCUGGUGUGACGGUAAAGGAUCCUGACUGCUUUGCCGUCGCCUCUGAGGCGCGUUUUCAUACCGAACGUUACUUAUUGCACCGCAGGGUCAAAAUUUUUUUUGAGGGUAUUGAUGAUUUUGGAAAUAUUCUUGGUUCUGUUACUUCUUCCACGGGUGUAUUCCAAAGUGAGCUACUCUCACGAGGGUUUGUAAAACUAAAUGGCGCGACUUUGGGAUUUACAAGUCAGUCUGAUGCAUUACACGCUGCUGAAAAGGAAGCGCGGGAGAAGCGGCAGGGGAUCUGGAAGAAUUGGAAAGAACCCACAGACAAAAACACCCUUCAAGUCAAUUAUGGGAUGGCUGCGACCACUGCUGCCGGUCUGCCUGUAAAUAACGCUAACGGCAGUACAGGCCUGGAGUACAAGGGGCCGUUGUCCUUUAGUGCUGUGGUGGUGCAAAUUGUUAAUGGUGACACCAUCACUGUGCGCUCAGAUGAGUCAAGGGAAUUUAUUCGCGUUUCUCUCGCCGGUGUACGCUCGAGUAAGAAUAUCACCCGUGAACAGGAUGGUCGUUCCCCUGAGACACGUGUGACUUACAUGGACUACGAGUGGGAGGCGAGGGAGUUUUUGCGCAUCCACUACAUUGGUAAACGCGUGGUUGUCAAGGUGGAGUACGUGCGGCAAAUUCCAGAGACGAAAGAAGUUCGACCGGUGGCUCUUUUGUCUAUCCCGGAGACGGGAGUGAACGUGGGUGUCUCCUUACUGGAGACGGGGUACGCAACCUUUCACCUCGGCAAGAAUGAUAUUUGCGCCGCUGCUUCUUUGCUGCAGAGCGCUACAGAAAAGGCCCGUGAACGAGGUCUUGGAGCCUUCAGCAAGGGAAAACCUCCGGUGCACAAGGUUGUUGAAUUAAGUCACCUGGGCAGUGCUCGUGGGAAGUACUACCUAAGUUUUCUGCAACGUGGUAUGCAAGGCAACCGUCCUCCUCUAUUGAAGGGAGUUGUGGACCUGGUGCUUGGCGGGAGUUCUAUCCGGGUGUACAUUCCGAAGGAGAAUUUUCAGAUUCCGGUAAAAGUGGCGGGAAUCAUCACUCCUAUGGGUGCCGCAAAUAAUUCGGAGACCGCCGAUCCAUUUGCAGAGGAGUCAAAGAGCUUUGCAGUGAGUAUGCUGCAACAACUUAACGUGGAAAUUCAGGUGCAUACGACGGACAAGGUUGGUAAUUUUAUCUCCUCUGUUUUUCUUGCUGAUGGCACCAACUUUUCGGUGGCCACGGUAGAGGCAGGACUGGGGACGGUGGCGAAUGCGGACCGUCUUCCCUAUUACCAGCAGCUCAUUGAUGCGGAGCGGAAGGCGCAGAGUGAGCAAAAGAAUAUUUGGUCCAACCAAUCUUCCAUUCCGCAGCGUGCGCUGAAGCUUAUGGCUGAACGGAACGCUAAUGUUGUCGGGUCUUAUACUCGCUGUGUUGGUCCAAAGGCGGAGUUUUUCCCUUGUGUGCUGUCAGAGGUGGGUGAGGAUGGAUAUUCUGUCUAUCUACAGGAACAGUGUGAGGAGCUGGAGCAGAGACUGGAGACAGUGCAAGAUCUUGCCAAACAAGUCUUGUCGUCAAGUGGAGAAUAUCAACCCAAACGCGGCGAACUCGUGGUUGCGCAGUACAAGAAGGAUAAGACGUGGCAUCGUGCUAAGGUACUACACGCAAAAAAGGGUGAUUCAAUUGUCACGGUCCUUUUUGUGGACUUUGGCACGAUGUCAGAGGUACGGGUGAAGGACGUACGAAACAUUCCGCGUGGUCCGGAGUUUGCGCUCCUGCGUGACCUGGAGCCGCUGGCUCGCCUUGUGCGCCUUGCAUUCCUCAAAUCGAAAGUGCCGGCUGCUGAAACAUAUGCCAAUUAUGCGUGCGACGUUAUCUACGAUUACACCGAUGGCGCUGCCAUCGCGAAGGAGGUGUAUGAGGACGGGAGGGGUCUCGUGUACUGCACCGUCACCGUCAACGAGAAUGUUCCUUCACUGAGUGAGACCUUGUUGCAGCGGGGCGUUGCGCUGCUUGACCGCGCCACAGCGACGAUUGAUACGAUGGAGUAUCAGCGGCAUGAGGCGGCACAAACCAUCGCUCGACGCGGUCACAAAGGGAUGUGGCAGUACGGCGACAUUGACGACGAAAGCGAGGACGCUUGA